AUAAGUGGCUUUGGCUUGACACAGGAUUGUUUCCCUAACUAAAGAUGGCGGCCUUUGCCUCACGCGGGGUACUGGCAGUGUAAUGCCCUCUUUCCAGCCCGAUCUGAACGUGGAACGCGCCUACCUAAUGGAUCCCGAGUGUGCCCAGCUGCUCCCCCAUGUUUGUGCCAUACUAGUUGACAAAAGUUCACUUAUAUCAGAUGACUCCAUCUUUCAAAAAUUACAGGACUGGUUCAAGUCUUUGGCUAAAACAGUACAAGUUGAUAAAUUAUUGGAAGAGAAUCAAUGUAUCGUAGGAAUACUUGAAAGGGUCUUGAAUAUGGAAUACAAGGAUAAUAAUCUCUAUGCAUUUACAAUGAGACUGACCGGAAUUUUGGCAGCCUCUGAAGAGGGAUUUGAUUAUCUGCAGAGGAAAAAUAUUGUGGAAGAUUAUUUUGGAGCAUUUACAUUGACCAGUUUGAUCUGGGAGAACAUUAAUGUGAAAAUGGCCUGGAUUGACGGGUUGCUUGAUAUGAUCCAGCACAAAAUCGCACUUCACUUUUUGCAGACGAUUGGAGGCAUGCAGGUGAUUAUAAACCUACAGAAGGACAGCAGCAUGUUUGUUGCCUGUGCAGCCAAUAACCUAAUGGCUCACGCUUUCAUUACCAGUGCCAAGAUAGAUGGAGAGCCAGGCAUGGCCAAUAUAACUGAUUUGUCAGACAAUGCGUGCUUGUUACUGAGUCAUCUGGUGCAAUCGCUCAGUUCUGGCUGUCCUUCCAUUACAAGCCAAGCAAUGAAAACGCUGGCGGGGAUUUUUAAAGGCUGCACGGAUGUAUUGGCUGAAAUUGUGUGGUGGGACAUUAUGAACAGUAUCAAUUCUCUUCUGGACCAGAAUCCUGUCCGGAAUGUUGUUAAUUUAGAAGAGAUGCUCCUUAAUGCAAUCAGGAUUCCUGUCUUUCAAAAUACAAAUUGCAACCUGUGGGUCACUGUGAAAAAAGCACUUAAAAAUAUGCAUAUGACUCGGUCUAUUUCUCUUGCUGCUGAAAUUUUGAAGCUGGGUAACUGUCCACAGGAUGUCAAUCUGCAAGCAAUGUCUGUGUUUCUUUAUCCAUUUCAUUAUGUAUUGAAAAUGUCUGCUACUCACUGCAAACAUCCAGGUAUGGAGAAUAACCCAUUGUAUCAGCCAGUAGACGCGGAGUACGUUAUGGCCAUGAAAUCGUCCUGUAUUCCUGUGCUUGGCUUGUGUCUUCGUCAGGUCAGGGAGCUCUGUGAAAUGAACAGUAUCAAAGUGGAGAUACCUCACCAGCCUGUGCUGAAUUCCAUUGUGACAUUACUGCAGUUCUGCAUCGGUCAAGCAGCCAGCGAAUUAUCUUCAGGGUUGAGUUUCAGUAAGAAAAUGAUUGGUUGCCUACGAGUGCAAAAGGCAGCGUUGGAUGCCAUCCAAGCUCUUUCACAUUGGACAAUGAAUAAAGAGUCCCUAGAACAGACAUACAAUGUGCUGUUUGCCUAUCUCGAGAAUAGUGGCUCGGAUGUAACGAUUAUAAAGAAGACUCUCCAGGCCUUAUUAAAAUGGCUGCGGGUAUCUUCAGAGCCAGAACACAAUGAGUCCUGGGAGCACAGCAUUCAUUUUCUAAACACCCUGUGGCCUUUAAUAGUAAAACGCCUUUGCAGCCCAAACUGGGAACACCGUGACACAAUGCUAGAAUUUGCUGCAGAACUUGUAGACACCCUCCAAGACCGCGAGAGUUUCAAACAAGCUAUUAGGGCUUCAGGUAUUCCUCAGCUGGUCUUGGAUCUGCUAAAGGAUCCAGAGAGUUAUGUUCGAUCAAGUGCUGUGAGCUGCUUGGGAAGGCUAGUUACUAUUGAUAACCUGCACCUAAGAUUGGAAGAUACCAUGUCUACAGAAACAUUGAAAAGAGAGAUCCUUGUGCCAAACUUCCUGAAUAUUUUAUCUGAAGAUACUGAUGCUUUUCCCAGAAGAGCUGCAAUGAAGGUAUUUGUUGAAUGGCAAAAGUUGGGCUAUAUCCAGACCUUUCAUGAACCAGAGAAGCUGCUUUUUAGGAUCCUGCAUGUGGCAAAGGAAGACUGUGACUGGGAGGUGAAAGUUAAUGCUCUGGAACUGGCCAAUAUCUUUGUAGAUAAAACAUUUGAAACACGUGUUGCCAACCGUUGUCCGUACACGGUAGGGUUACCUACCAACACAAGUAUUUCUGGAAUAUCUGAAAUGGUUAAACAAUGUGAUCAAGUAGGGCUUUUUCCAUGUCUGUUGGAUGCCCUUUGUGACUGUGAUAGGAUGGUGGCAUUGAAAGCCUGUGAAAUUCUCUUGUCCUUGAAGUCAAAGUUGGAUGGUGAAGACACUUGCUCCAGUAAUUCAGAACUUAAUGGCAUAGAAUGGCUGGAGGGUAAUUUGAGGAACUGGCGCCUUCAAAGCCAACAUGGAGCACUUACAAUUGAUACACAAGACAAGACCUGGGCAAGAGACAUCCUUAACAAAAUAGAUUUGGUUAGCAUAGAGAGUUCUCUAUCAAUGGGUAGUAGCUAUAGUGACCAAACACCGCAGUCCCUGCUACAGGAUAUUCAAACUGCAUUGUGGGGAGGGGACGAACAAGAUGCUGAUUGUUAUUAACCUUUGGAUGUCCAACAUCAAUCUUUGUAUUUCUCUAGUCCAAAAUGGCGUUUAUAGCUACAGGUGUCACUGCCAGUUUUAUGUCCUUAUAUAUAUAUAUAUAAGUCAUGCAACACCACAAAUAUGGCCCCUGAAACACACUAUUUGUUUCUUCCUUAAUUAAGUGGCCCAUUCUCACAAUCCUUAGUAUGUUGCUAGUUAUAUGGGAUGCCACGUCAACUGUGGUUACCAUCCUGAAGAAGGUAAAAGUUAGUUUUAGUUAGUUGCGUUUCUAUAAUUUGUCUGUUUUCUGUUUGUGUAUAUAAAAUUGCCUUUUUAUUAUGUAUUUUUGCAACCACUAUUUUUUUUUAGUUACCAUACUUUCUAUGGUUUGAGAAGAGUAGGAAGAAAUACAUUAAAUAUGACUGAAACUGGUGUACAUUUAUAAGCAGGUU
Molecule: messenger RNA, 3039 nt
Organism: Pelobates fuscus (common spadefoot toad)
Lineage: Eukaryota; Metazoa; Chordata; Amphibia; Anura; Pelobatidae
Product: BRCA1-associated ATM activator 1-like
Exons: 14
Coding region: 83-2605 (840 amino acids)
Biological process (GO): positive regulation of protein phosphorylation; DNA damage response; cell population proliferation
Cellular component (GO): nucleus
Molecular function (GO): protein binding
Source: RefSeq, a predicted model, not a curated record